AUAUCUGCUGCGAAAGGACUUGUAAGAUAUCUAAAACAAUCUGGACUGGUUGCGCAAUUGUCAAAGACAGUGCUACAGAUGGGGGAGACGCGAUUCAGCACAGUGUACCUCACACUCAAGUCACUGCAAGACAUAUACGCAGAGCUACGAGAGAAACUGGAGACCCGCGGUGAAGUUGAGCGCAUCGAAAAUAUUGCACCUGACUUAUUGAGCUUUCUGGUCACAUUUUUGGAGCCAUUUUAUAAUGCCCAGAGAGAGUUGGAGGGCGACAAAUAUGCAACCAUAAACUUGGUCUGCCUCUGGGUUGAGAGACUGAAGAGACAUUGCCAGCCCUCUCCCACUGACUCACCGCAGCAAGCAUUUGUGCGCCAGAGACAUGCCGAGUUCAUUGUGCAAAAAAUCAAGGUGAACAUGCUUCACAAAGUUGCUCUUUUCCUCUGGCCCAAAUUCAACAAAUUGAGGAUGAUGUCUCCUGUAGAGAUAGCUGAAGUACAUGCUCACGUUCGCACCUUACUCUUGCCUGUGGAUGAAGAUGCUGCGGUGGCUCACGGUGCAACGAGCAGUACUGGCUUCACACCACCAGCAGCCAGGCCCAGGAGAGACUCCGAAUUUGCUGAGUGGGAGAACCAAGACGAUGAUAACGAACCAGAUGAGGAUGAAGGGGCUAUGUACAAUUCACAAAAGCAUGCCAUGGAUGACGACCGGGAUCUACUGAAAUGGUGGAAAGUGAACGGAUUGGUGUACCCAAAACUAGCCAGGCUGGAUCCGUCCUCUGCAUUCCAGCAAGCAGCAGCAGCAGCGAACGGGUGUUCAGCGCAGCUGGCCGAACGAUAGAGCAGAGGAGGACCGCUCUGAAACCAGAAACUGUCGACGCAAUCUUGUUCUUGCAUGACAACAUGUAGAACCAUGCUCAUACACAGGCAGGAGGCUACCAGAAUGGAGCAGCGUUUUUGCACUAUAUGCCUACGUUUUCUAAUAGGCUUUAAAAAUAUUUAUAAUGUUUAAAAUUAUAUUAUAAAAUAUUAUUUGUUCUAAAACAUUGUUUAAUUUUAUUAAAGUAGUAGGCCUAUAAUCUUAGGCCAUUAUUUUCUGUGUUCAUCAUUGUUCACGGUUUAUUUUAUUUUUUAUGUUUCUUUAUUCGAAAUUUCAAUCCAUUUAGGAUCCAUUCAGUUGUUUCUUAAUAAACAAACAACGCAGUUUACAUGCUUCUUUCUUGUCGUAUUAUUCAUCAAGAUAAUAAUGAAUGCACACACA
Molecule: messenger RNA, 1254 nt
Organism: Misgurnus anguillicaudatus (oriental weatherfish)
Lineage: Eukaryota; Metazoa; Chordata; Actinopteri; Cypriniformes; Cobitidae
Product: transposable element Hobo transposase
Biological process (GO): regulation of transcription by RNA polymerase II
Cellular component (GO): nucleus
Molecular function (GO): protein dimerization activity
Source: RefSeq, a predicted model, not a curated record